This is a messenger RNA of Fragaria vesca subsp. vesca, 1234 nucleotides long. Its product is annotated as neuroguidin-like. The transcript is spliced from 9 exons. The record is from RefSeq and is a predicted model, not a curated record. The coding region runs from base 45 to 1031 and encodes 328 amino acids. Gene Ontology annotation, biological process: maturation of SSU-rRNA from tricistronic rRNA transcript (SSU-rRNA, 5.8S rRNA, LSU-rRNA). Gene Ontology annotation, cellular component: nucleolus; small-subunit processome. Lineage: Eukaryota; Viridiplantae; Streptophyta; Magnoliopsida; Rosales; Rosaceae.
GGAGCUCGGUUUUCCAGUGUAGAAAAAACUGAAGCUUCAAAGGUAUGGAGGAUGCUUCAAAUUCAAAAGGAGGCCAGGAAGAUAUAAUAAACAAAGAAGCGCCUCAGCUUGUGGCUGUGUUGAAGGAAAUGAAGGAAGGAUUAGAUGUAGUUGAUUUCAAAGUCAAGGCUUUAAUUGCCAAGGUGAAAGAAAAUCAGUAUCCUACAUCCCAAGGGUUUCACUAUCUUGAAGCCAAGAAUAUGCUGCUUCUGCACUAUUGCCUGUCACUUGUCUAUUACUUUCUUCGCAAGGCUGAAGGGCUCUUAAUCAGUGGACAUCCGGUUGUUCAGAGCCUCGUUGAGACAAGGUUGUUUCUGGAAAAGAUUCGACCUAUUGACAAGAAGAUGCAGUACCAAAUUGAGAAGCUGACCAAGGUUACAGCGUGCACAACUGAGAAUGCACAGCUAAGUGAGAAGCAAUCACAAUCAAAUAACACUAAAGAUUUGUUGAGUUAUCGCCCAAACCCUGAUAUGAUUCCUAGCAAAAUAGACACAACUUCUGAGGAUCAUGGCAAGUAUAUACCACCCAAAAUUGCACCAACUUCAAUGGAGAAAGAUAAGUCAUCAAGAUUCGAAAGAAAUGCACUGAGAAAGGAAGAGAACACCAUACGACAAUCUAAGCAUAGUCGUUAUGUUAAAGACAUGGUUGAUGAUUUCGAAGGGAGACCUGAAGAGAUUGUGGAUGGUUAUGGACCUCAAAGUUAUGAAGCAGAAAGAUUUAAGGCAAAGCUGGAUGAGCGUGCACGGCAAGAAGAGGAGCUCUUUACUCGUGCUCCUAUUACAAAGGAGGAGAAAAGGAAGGCAAAACACUUAUUAAAGUCGAGUAAUGGGUUGCUUGGUUUGACCGAAAAUUUCUUUGACGAAAUUAAAAGUCUACCAUUGGAUGAGGGGAAUGAUGAGAUGUCAAGUUUUAGUAACGCUAGAGAUGGAAGAGGUGGAAGAAGCGGAAGAGGUGGAAUGAGGGGCCAUAAGAAGCGCAAGAUGAGGCGUUGAAGGACAAACUUAUGCAGCUUCGUAACUCAUUUGCCUUGGUUUACCUCAAACAAGCUUCAUACAUGGAGUGGAACGACUAUCCAUUUAGUGAUUAGAAUUAGUUUUGUUGUAAUCUUGCAAUAUGGGUACCAACACAGUUUUGACGAAUUGGUUUAACACAGCGUAUUUAUUCCCCCUUCAUUGUUUUUGACAUUUUACUGCAC